AUGUCACCGCAGGCGGAGCAGCUGGCCCGGGAGCUCACCUGGUGCGUGGAGCAGCUGGAGCUGGGCCUCAAGAUGCAGAGACCCAGCCCCAAACAGAAAGAGCAGGCCCUCGGGGCCAUCCGGACCCUGUGCAGCGGGAAAACGCCCCUUCCCCGGAAGAGGCAGCUGAUGCGAUCCUUGUUUGGGGACUACAGGGCUCGAAUGGAAGCCGAGCGGCAGGAGGCCCUGCGGGCUCUCAGGGCUGCAGCCCACUCAGCCCGAGUGCAGCCUGUAGAUGAGGCCACAAGAAAGAAGAGCAGAAGAGUCUGCAGGGUUCGCCUGGGAGGGGGAACCAGGGCCCCCCUGGACACUCCAGAUGGAGAGUUUAGGUUCAACUUCUUCUAACCUCUCCCCACCCUGGAACAGCCCUGUUUCUGGGUGCUGUGGUUUGUCUUGCUUGUAGGCCUUUCUGGGAGUGCUGCGGGCUUGGUCUUUGUCUGGUUCGACAGUGUGUAACUAAUGAGGACAAAGUACAUGACCAGGUGAUGUAAGCGUGUGAAGUGAGAGAGCACAAUUGUUUUUAUGGCAGCUCUUUUGAGGCCUAGGAAAAAACACUUCCUUUUUUUUUUUUUUUUAAAGAUCUUAUUUCUACACACAAGAGCUGGGGUGUA
Condylura cristata (star-nosed mole) is the source of this 650-nucleotide messenger RNA. RefSeq names its product chromosome unknown open reading frame, human C8orf33 (gene CUNH8orf33). The transcript has 3 exons. The coding region runs from base 1 to 384 and encodes 127 amino acids. NCBI's taxonomy places the organism in Eukaryota, Metazoa, Chordata, Mammalia, Eulipotyphla, Talpidae. The record is from RefSeq and is a predicted model, not a curated record.